This is a messenger RNA of Racocetra persica, 223 nucleotides long. Lineage: Eukaryota; Fungi; Glomeromycota; Glomeromycetes; Diversisporales; Gigasporaceae. The record is from the annotation of a GenBank genome assembly.
AUGGUGGAAAAAGAAGUUCAAACCGAUCUCACAGUCGAGCAAAUGGAUAAAGACAUUAAAGAACAUGAAGAAGCCAUCCAAAAAGAACAAAAUAAGGGUAAAGAAAGCCAGGAACAAUUAGAAAAUAGAAAUAAAGAGUUGGAAGAGAAAUUAAAAGAAGGAGGUUUGAAUGAGAUAGAAAAGAAAUUAUUAGAAAUAGCAGAAACACCAAUUGGAACUGACC